CGCCCAACCCCUCAAGCAGCCAAGGCGCCUCCCUUCCUAAUCCUACCUCGAUCGCCUCCUCCCUCUCGACUCGAUCGCCAUGGUUGUCAACAACAAGGUGGACAGCCUCUCCUACGACGUCGAGGCGCCACCGGCGCAGGCGCCGACGACCCCGGCGGUGGUCUCCGCGCCGCCGACGCCGCGGGGCGAGGCGCCGGCGAUGACGACGACGGCGGCGGCGGAGCUGCACAAGGUGUCGGUGCCGGAGAGGAGGUCGACGGCGAAGGCGCUGAGGCAGCGGCUGGCGGAGGUGUUCUUCCCCGACGACCCGCUCCACCAGUUCAAGAACCAGUCGUCCGCGCGGCGGCUGGUGCUCGCGCUGCAGUACUUCUUCCCCAUCUUCCAUUGGGGCUCCGACUACAGCCUCCGCCUCCUCCGCUCCGACGUCGUCUCCGGCCUCACCAUUGCCAGCCUCGCCAUCCCGCAGGGAAUCAGCUACGCCAAGCUCGCCAACCUGCCUCCAAUCAUUGGACUAUAUUCGAGCUUCGUGCCGCCGCUGAUCUACUCGUUGUUGGGUAGCUCGCGGGAUCUGGCUGUAGGGCCGGUGUCGAUAGCGUCGCUGGUGAUGGGGUCGAUGCUCCGGCAGGCGGUGUCGCCGGACCAGGAGCCCAUCCUCUACCUCCAGCUCGCCUUCACCUCCACCUUCUUCGCCGGCGUCUUCCAAGCCUCCCUCGGCUUCCUCCGGCUGGGGUUCAUCGUGGAUUUCUUGUCGAAGGCGACGCUGACGGGAUUCAUGGGCGGCGCGGCGAUCAUCGUGUCGCUGCAGCAGCUCAAGGGAUUGCUCGGGAUCAUCCAUUUCACGUCGCAGAUGGGGUUCGUCCAGGUGAUGCACUCCGUCUUCAAGCACCACGACGAGUGGGCGUGGCAGACCAUCCUCAUGGGCGUCGCCUUCCUCGCCGUCCUCCUCACCACACGCCACAUCAGCGCCAGGAACCCAAAGCUUUUCUGGGUGUCAGCAGCUGCUCCACUGACAUCAGUGAUCAUCUCUACCAUCAUCUCGUUCGUCAGCAAAGCUCAUGGCAUCAGUGUUAUUGGCGAUCUCCCCAAGGGAUUGAACCCUCCUUCAGCGAAUAUGCUGACCUUCAGUGGCUCCUACGUAGGACUGGCCUUAAACACAGGAAUUAUGACUGGCAUACUAUCUCUCACUGAAGGGAUAGCAGUAGGCAGGACAUUUGCAUCCAUCAACAACUACCAGGUUGAUGGAAACAAGGAGAUGAUGGCCAUUGGUGUCAUGAACAUGGCUGGCUCAUGUGCCUCCUGCUAUGUCACCACAGGAUCGUUCUCGAGGUCGGCGGUGAACUACAGCGCGGGGUGCAAGACGGCGGUGUCGAACAUCGUGAUGGCGUCGGCGGUGCUGGUGACGCUGCUGUUCCUGAUGCCGCUGUUCCACUACACCCCCAACGUGAUCCUCUCGGCGAUCAUCAUCACCGCCGUGAUCGGCCUCAUCGACGUCCGGGGCGCCGCCAGGCUGUGGAAGGUCGACAAGCUCGACUUCCUCGCCUGCAUGGCCGCCUUCCUCGGCGUCCUCCUCGUCUCCGUCCAGAUGGGCCUCGCCAUCGCCGUCGGCAUCUCCCUCUUCAAGAUCCUCCUCCAGGUCACCCGCCCAAACAUGGUGGUCAAGGGCGUCGUCCCCGGCACGGCGAGCUACCGGAGCAUGGCGCAGUACAGGGAGGCCAUGCGUGUGCCGUCCUUCCUCGUCGUCGGCGUCGAGUCCGCCAUCUACUUCGCCAACUCCAUGUACCUCGGCGAGAGGAUCAUGAGGUUUCUCCGGGAGGAAGACGAGCGGGCCGCCAAGUGCAACCAGUGCCCUGUCAGAUGCAUCAUCCUCGACAUGAGUGCUGUUGCAGCGAUCGACACGAGUGGCCUCGAUGCACUUGCAGAGCUGAAGAAGGUGCUGGAAAAAAGAAACAUCGAGCUUGUGCUGGCCAACCCGGUUGGAUCGGUGACCGAGAGGCUGUACAACUCGGUGGUCGGCAAGACGUUCGGCUCAGACCGCGUGUUCUUCAGCGUCGCCGAGGCCGUCGCGGCGGCGCCGCACAAAACACAGCCCUGACAAGAGCAGAGAUGUGCUUUGCUACCAGUAGAUCCAGCAGAAGCAGAAGUACUCUCUGACCAGCAGAAGCACAGUAGAACAAGGUGCUUCUCGGAGGAGGCUAAUUAAAAUUAAGAAUCUUAAGAUAGAAGCGUAGAACAAGAAGAAGAAGAAGAAGAAGAAGAAGAAGAAGAAGAAGAAGAAGAAGAAGAAGGUGGUAAAAAACAAGUCUAUGGGCUGUUAAUUUGUUCGCGUGUUGUGUUUAAUUAGGGGGGAUUAUGGUAGUGCAGAUGGGAAAUAACUCCGGGUGCUGAUCUCUUCUGAUCGAGUUGGAAGAGUUUUUGAAGCAUGUAACCAGAAUGCGUGGCGUGUAUGGUGUAGCUUGUGAUUUGGUAGUUGUUGCAAAGUAAUCCUUAAUGGAAUCGGGUUUUGAUCUAAGCCCACUCAAUUGAUUAUUUA
Messenger RNA from Oryza sativa Japonica Group (Japanese rice), 2530 nucleotides. Its product is annotated as probable sulfate transporter 3.4. The record is from RefSeq and is a predicted model, not a curated record. Lineage: Eukaryota; Viridiplantae; Streptophyta; Magnoliopsida; Poales; Poaceae. Gene Ontology annotation, biological process: transmembrane transport. Gene Ontology annotation, cellular component: plasma membrane. Gene Ontology annotation, molecular function: secondary active sulfate transmembrane transporter activity.